Messenger RNA from Anopheles cruzii, 1209 nucleotides. RefSeq lists its product as uncharacterized. Lineage: Eukaryota; Metazoa; Arthropoda; Insecta; Diptera; Culicidae. The record is from RefSeq and is a predicted model, not a curated record. The coding region runs from base 21 to 716 and encodes 231 amino acids. The transcript has 2 exons.
CGGAUCGUUCCAGAGUAACGAUGGCGAGCCAUACGACAGUAAUUUGUUGCGCCUUUUUGCUGGCCACGUGUGGCUUAGUAGGACAUGUGGACGGUCACGGAAUGGCGCUGGACCCGAUUGCUCGUGGAUCACGCUGGCGCUGCAAUCCGUUGGCGCUCCCGAACUACACUGACAACGAGUUGUUUUGCGGUGGCUACCAAGUGAACUGGAACACGCACGGCGGAAAGUGCGGUGUGUGUGGCGACAACUACGGGGAUCCCGCACCGCGCCGCCACGAGUUGAACGGUAUUUACGGCCAGGGCGAUAUCGUGAGGCAGUAUUUGCGGGGCAGUGUGAUCGAGGCGCGCAUUCGCAUCACGGCCAACCACCGAGGGCACUUUUUCUUCGACGUGUGCAAUCUCGAUACGGGAGCGGAGGACGACAGUUGCUUCAACCAGUACCCGCUGUACCUGGUCGAUGGAAGCCGUGAGUGGCAACUUCCCUCAACGGACCCCGGAGAGUAUUACAUCAAUCUUAAGCUGCCCGAUGCGCUCGUGUGCAGUCACUGUGUGUUCCGAUGGACAUAUGUAGCAGGCAACAACUGGGGUUACUGUCCCGACGGAACCGGUAAGCUUGGCUGCGGGCCGCAGGAAACAUUCAAAACGUGCUCCGAUGUGCGGAUAGCAAACCCGGCCGACUUUGUGCCAAACUUUGCGUACUGUACAAAAGCGGUUUAGCGGAAUCUACGGAAUCACACCGGUGUGUGCCAAUAAACGGAAUCUGUUUUCAGUGAUCUGAGUGCUGUAAAGACCUUUCUCGAUACAGCGAAUGAUUGUCCCGGAAACGCGAUAUUUUUAUCUACGCCAAAAAUUAUUUCAAUUUUAUUCCACGUUUAAAAUACAAAUCCUCUUCAGUUAUGCAGAGUGGAAUAAUUAUGUAUGACAUGUAGUGGCAACGGGUGAUUCUCUUACGGAAGAAGUGUUUUUCUUUGUAUUCAUUAGUUCCGCUCUCGUUCUGUUUCCUCGCAAAGUUCCAAUUGUUUCACACAAACACAUACAGGCACCUACAAUGCGUACGCACCUAGAAUACGCGCUUCCAUUCAUUCCUAUGCUCCUCGUUCAACCUGUGACUACUUACAAUGAACCUAUUCUGCUCUAUUCCUACGAACGUGAGUUCCUAUUUGUAGCAAUCGCGCAAAAACCAUGAUUGAAAUAAAGGAAACUAGUGUAA